AUGUAUCUUUCGUUUUUUUUUAUUCUUAUAUUUUUCUCUUAUAGUCGCUCUUCUAUUUUAUUCAUUUUUCUAUUUUUUCUAUCUAUCUAUCUAUCUAUCUAUCUAUCUAUCUAUCUAUCUAUCUAUCUCAGUCUGCUCAUUAUCUAUCUAUCUAUCUAUCUAUCUCAGUCUGCUCAUUAUCUAUCUAUCUAUCUAUCUAUCUCAGUCUGCUCAUUAUCUAUCUAUCUAUCUAUCUAUCUAUCUAUCUAUCUAUCUAUCUCAGUCUGUUCAUUAUCUAUCUAUCUAUCUAUCUAUCUAUCUAUCUAUCUAUCUAUCUAUCUAUCUCAGUCUGUUCAUUAUCUAUCUAUCUAUCUAUCUAUCUAUCUAUCUAUCCUAAUUUCAUUAUUUAAUUUGUAUUUUUGUCUCUUUUUCUCUUUGCACUCAUUAUUUGCAUUUCUUAUUCCGUCCUUAAUUCCACCGAUCACUUCCAGCCACCCAAGCACCCGCCGUUUCCUUACUUCCUUAAUCCUUAAUGCCAGUCUAAGAUCCGAUGACAUUUGGCUUUAUUUUUCAACCAACAUCAGCAUUAUUCUCCCACAAUCUUUUCCUUCCAAAUACUUUCCGUUUUCUUCAGAAGCAUCAUUCUCAACAUUCGCCCCUCGCUCCCUUCUUUUUGACAAUGGCAAGCGAAAACACGUUUCGGUAGGGAAAGAAAUGAAGUGUGAGGAUCAGCUGUAA
Acanthosepion pharaonis is the source of this 717-nucleotide messenger RNA. The record is from the annotation of a GenBank genome assembly. Lineage: Eukaryota; Metazoa; Mollusca; Cephalopoda; Sepiida; Sepiidae.